Mycena indigotica is the source of this 2850-nucleotide messenger RNA. RefSeq lists its product as uncharacterized. The transcript is spliced from 3 exons. Lineage: Eukaryota; Fungi; Basidiomycota; Agaricomycetes; Agaricales; Mycenaceae. The record is from RefSeq and is a predicted model, not a curated record. Bases 1 to 2850 code for a protein of 949 amino acids.
AUGUCGGGCCACUCAUUGCCAGCGGGGCAUCCUCUCAGCGAAGAACUUACUAGUCUGCGCGCUGCCGUUCUCCGGUUCCAGACAGAGGCCCACGCUUCCGCACUCAACCUCCAGCAUCACGUACUCUCCACGUCUGCCCUCAAUGAACGCGUCGCCCAGCUUGAGGCAGACAAUGCACUUCUUAGCACGGAGGUCGAGGUUCUGCGUGCCAAUCCCAGUCCUUCUACUGCAGAAACCUCGCCAAACGGUCAAGAGACGGUCGCAGAAUUAACCCUCUCACUUCGCCGCCUUUCUGCCAAAUUGACGCUGACGGAAUCGUCCUUGGCAGAGGCCACCCAAACCCUUGUUGCCCAAACCAACUCCGCUCGCGAGGCGGGUCAUGCCGCGAGCGAAGCGUACGCGCUUGCUGCCCGUGCUCGGGCCAGAGAAGAAGAAUGGCGGGUGGUGGCAAACACACGGGAACGGGAACUGGACAGCGCCAAAGAGGAGGCACGGUUGAGCGAUCUGGUGGUGCGAGAGUACGCGGGCCUCGUCAGGACGCUCGAGGGCCGCAAAAGCACAACAUCGCUUACCACAAGCCCGGUCAUCAAGACUUUUCAAGACAGCACUACCACCCUGGUCGAGCCCAAGGAGACCAUCGAGUCGCAAAAGACCCAGUUAGCAGAGUUGAAGUCCGCUUUAACAACGCAAGCUGCUGAAUAUUUUGCUCAAAUCAACGCUCUCGAAAAAGAACGGGAUGAGACAAAUGCUAGAUUCGGCGCCGCCAAUGCCCUCACGGUGGAACUCGGAGAAGAAUUGGCCAAGGCCAAAUUCGAGGCAGAGCAAGCGAAAGUAGACGAUAAAAGUGCAGCGGGCAUGGUCGAGCGCUACAUGAAAUUCACCCAGCAAACCACACAAUCGUUACAUUCCUCCCUCAACGCUCUUCGAGAAAGACAUACUGCCACUACUUCUACACUCACUGCUCAGUUAUCGGCCCUUGCAUCUCAAUUAUCGAUUGCCAAAGCCGACAUUGAACGAUUGCGAGCGGCACUAGACGAAUCUGGUGGCGCUUUGGUGCGAGAAACUGUGGGACGACGAAGGGAAGUUGCAUUGCGCAUGAAACUUGUCGCGAGGGAAGAGCGGGUCGUGGACUCGCUGAAGGAAGCAUUAUCAUCAAGUCAUAACAAUGCUGAUGCAAUGGAGCCGGCCCUUGCCCAAAUCUUGGUCAUGCUCGAUGGACAGGGGAAUGAAGGAAAAGAGGGUCGAAUGCAACUUCUCGAAAAUGCUGUCCAGAUGCUGGUGGGCGAGCUAGAAGAGGAGACCAAAAAUAAGGCGGUGUUGGAUCGCGACGGCAAGAGUCAAAAGCAGAACGAAACGAUGGAUUUCGAGGACGUUUCAGAGGCUCGCCAAGCGAUGAAAGAAUCCGAAAAGGGCACGGAAAUGCCGCUAACAGAGCCCGAUGAUAACGACCUCGAGGUUGUGGUCAGCAGAGAGGAACUCGACAACACGGAGGAUUCACUCUCACCCAUGGGCCCCCUUGAAAACAUAGACGCCAAACUUUCAUCUUUGCCUCCGACACCACCUCGUUUUACAGACAGCUCGAGUAUAUUCCCAACGGAGUCCACAAUGCCGGAAGCCCUUUCGGUCGGGCCAAUCGCAACCACAAUACCACCAAACACAACAAAUGCAUCGGAAUUGACACCGCAUCCGACUCCAGAUUCGCCUUCCAACGCAAAUAUAUCCAUCGCUUUUGCUUCAGCAUCAUCCUCGUCGUCUCUUCCCAGACGUCAUUCUUCAUCUUCACCUCCUUUAGAGACUCUAUAUUCGCCAACCCAAGUAUCACAGCCGAAAAUAGAGAAUCCUCUCCUUGUCCCGUUGUUCAUUGCGGGAGAACGAUAUGCGGAACUCCAAAAUGCGUUCAAAAAAUGUCAUUUGGUGUUACAAGAACUGAAAGGCCGUCUGCAAGCCCAGGCUCCACAAACUCAAACGCAAAAAGACCUUGUUCUGAAUGCGGCCCUCGAGCGAUUACACGACUACACCGAAGACGCGCGUGUCGAACUGGAAAUAUGUGUUGCGGAUGGAGAAGUUGUGCGGAGAGGUUGGGAAGCAAUUGCGGUUGGUGAUAUCCAGCAUCGACAAGAGGAUGUUUCCAACGAAAAGGGGCACAACGAGAUAAAUGCGUUUGUGGAACGGGAGACACGCGUGCAAGCGGGUUUUAGGCGGAAGGUGGUGGAUGUAGAGCACGACGUGGAAAUUUUGAAGCGGUUGAUGGAUGGGGAGUUGGAUCAAGUGGAUUUGGAGGGAGAAAUGCAUUCGCCUGUGUCCCCAACACCGUCGAUUUCACCCUCGUCAUCGACACCGACGUUUUCGAAUAUAAAGCGACCUUCUUCACCAUACACGUAUAGCUAUAACUAUACUCCUCCUGGUCCAGGCGAGGCACAAACUUUCGGAAGUUUAAUGACGAGUCCCAACUCGUUACGGCGGGAGGCCAGUGUUGGCUCUCUACGGCGGGAAGCGAAUGGCAGUCCAAGCUCGACUAGGGUGUCGCUCUCUGCACUUUCGACUCCUGCAAGAACCCGACCGAAAACAGAAGCGCGCAGUCCGUUUGAGGGGCUAGGGCUACGAGUGCCCAUGCCCGCUUUCGUUGGGGGUAACCAUGUUGCAUCGCCGUCAGGGUUAGGGUUGGCGAAAGAGCCGGUUAGGCAACGGACUGUGUCGGGUGUGUUUAUGCUCGGCCUGGGCUCAGCAGGAGAAAGGGCUGCUCGUGGAAGGCGUCCGAGCGGCUUUGGGUUGGGUCUGGGUCCGCCUGGAGGGCAAAACGGUACUAGUAUUAAUAGUGCUACUUUAAGCUUGGGUGGGGAUGUGGAGUAG